Molecule: messenger RNA, 3462 nt
Organism: Neofelis nebulosa (Clouded leopard)
Lineage: Eukaryota; Metazoa; Chordata; Mammalia; Carnivora; Felidae
Gene: GPR152
Product: G protein-coupled receptor 152
Exons: 1
Coding region: 149-1930 (593 amino acids)
Biological process (GO): G protein-coupled receptor signaling pathway
Cellular component (GO): membrane
Molecular function (GO): G protein-coupled receptor activity
Source: RefSeq, a predicted model, not a curated record
GUCCUGGCGCCUCUCGUCCUGUCUCUGACCUUGGGCAAGUCACUUAUCCUCUGAACCUUCCUCUCCUCACCUGUAAAAUGGAGUGUCUGAGGACUACGCGAGGUAAUCUGUGUAAAGUCCCUGGCAGAGGCUAACUGCCCCAAAGGUGAUGACGAUGGCUCAUAGAGGGACAGUGACUUGCCUGGAGGUACACAGCACCCUCUCUCAUACUCGGUCCCUCAUGAUUUCAUUGGUUCAUCAGGCACCCGCUCCGUGGCCAACAGCACACUGGGGACCUCGGACGGACGCUGCUAUGGAAGCCAACCUGGGUGCCGCUGGCCGCGGGCCCCGCACGGAGCCGGACGAUGAAGACGACUACCCCCAGGGUGGCUGGGACACGGUCUUCCUGGUGGCCCUUCUGCUCCUGGGGCUGCCGGCCAAUGGGCUCAUGGCAUGGCUGGCCGGCUCACAGGCCCGGCAGGGAGCGGGCACGCGGCUCGCCCUGCUGCUGCUCAGCCUGGCCCUCUCUGAUUUUCUGUUCCUGGCGGCAGCGGCCUUCCAGAUCCUGGAGAUCCAGCACGGAGGCCACUGGCCGCUGGGGACGGCCGCCUGCCGCUUCUACUACUUCCUGUGGGGUGUGUCCUACUCCUCCGGCCUCUUCCUGCUGGCGGCCCUCAGCGUGGACCGCUGCCUGCUGGCCCUGUGCCCGCACUGGUACCCUGGGCGCCGCCCAGCCCGCCUGCCCCUCUGGGUCUGCGCCGGGGUCUGGGUGCUGGCCACGCUCUUCAGCGUGCCCUGGCUGGUCUUCCCCGAGGCCGCCGUCUGGUGGUACGACCUGGUCAUCUGCCUGGACUUCUGGGACGGCGAGGAGCUGCCGCUGAGGAUGCUCGAGAUCCUGGGGGGGUUCCUGCCUUUCCUCCUGCUUCUCGUCUGCCACGUGCUCACGCAGGCUGCUGCCUCCCGGACCUGCCGCCGCCGCCGGCCAAGGCCCACGGCCUGCCGGGGCUUCGCCCGUGUGGCCGAGGCCGUUCUGUCAGCCUACGUGGUCUUGCGGCUGCCCUACCAACUGGCGCAGCUGCUGUACCUGGCCUUCCUGUGGGACGUCUACCCCGGCUACCUGCUCUGGGAAGCGCUGGUCUACUCCGACUACCUGACCCUGCUCAACAGCUGCCUCAGUCCCUUCCUCUGCCUCCUGGCCAGCGCCGACCUCCGGGCCCUGCUGCGCGCCGUCCUCUCCUCCUUCGCGGCAGCUCUCUGUGAAGAACGGCCUGGAAGCUUCACGCCAGCGGAGCCACAGACCCAAGUGGACCCUGGGAGUCAGACUCUUCCUGGGCCAGUGGCUGGGGCCCAGCCCCAGGUGAACCCCGUAGCACAGCCACGGUCGGACGCUGUGUCCCAGCCUCGGGGGAACCCCGCAGCACAGCCAUGGUCGGAUUCAGUGGCCCAGCCACAGGCAGAGCCCACAGCACAGCCACGGUCGGAUUCAGUGGCCCAGCCACAGGCAGAGCCCACAGCACAGCCACGGUCGGAUUCAGUGGCCCAGCCACAGGCAGAGCCCACAGCACAGCCACGGUCGGAUUCAGUGGCCCAGCCACAGGCAGAGCCCACAGCACAGCCACGGUCGGAUUCAGUGGCCCAGCCACGGGCAGAUUCAGUGGCCCAGCCACAGGCAGAUUUUGUGAUGCAGCCUCAGCUGAACGCCUCAGUUCAGCCACAGGUGAACCUUGAGUCCCAGCCCCAUUUGGACUUUGUGGCCCAGCCACAAGUGAGCCCCGAGACCCCCGGACCUGCCUCCGGCCCAGCUCUCAGCCCCUGUGAUGAAGCGUCUUCUGCCCCAUCCGCAGAUCCCACCCCCGAAGCCCCUGAGAACCCAGCGGUGCCUGCUGACUCCGAGGGAGAAAGUCCCAGCAGCGUCCCCCCAGAGGAAGCCCCUGGAGCAGGCCCCACCUGAGGGUCUGGAAAGCUCAGGCCCAUCAAGGCAGCGGAAGAGCCAGAGCCAGUCAGAGACGAGGGGAGCCGUGGAGGAAGUCAUCAAAGAAACCCCCCUCAAGUCCCUUGGGGCUGGCAGGAGGACUUGGGGGAAGUGAAAAUGAACCACCAAAAGUCCCAGGCAGUUUGUCGUGAUCGUCUCGUCCCUACCCAGGUCCCCCUCAGUUUCUCCAUGCUUGCCCCCCCACACACACACACAGUGGCCCAACAGUCACGGCCGACAGGGUGCUGCUGGGCUCUGUCCUCCAGCACCCCUGGACCGCACUGCCCACCUCCCCCCCAAGUCUCAGUCCUGCGGGAGCAAGACAGCAGGGGUGACUUCCCUGAGCUUGUGCCGAUCUCCCCGGAAUCCUUCCUCCACCCUCUCCUCCCUGUCUCACUCUCUAACUCGGGUGUGAGGAGGAUGAAGGAAGAAAUCUCUGCAGAAAAGGAGGCAUUUAUGAGCCAGAAGGAACCUGCAGUCCUGGGAGCCCACGCAGGCUGGCCGAGCCCUGUCCACCAGCCCCCUGCCCCCCCCACAGGCAGUGAGCCUGGCGCAGGAACUCCCUCAGCAAGGCAGCGGGAGCGGAGGCGAUGAGAGCCACCGAGCCUGGAUUCAAAUCGGGCUCCGGUGACGGCAGGAGCCUGGCACACAGUAGGGGCUCAGUGAACAAAUGUUCUCCAUUCGCCGGCAUCCAGGGAAGUCCCUGCAGGGCCUGGAGAUGGAGGAGAGGAGGCGCCACCUUGGCCUGGGCAUCUGGGGUCUUGUGAGCUUUGGGGCAGAUCGGCUGUGCCCAUGACGGUUCUGGGCCACGGAUGCCCAGGGGGCCUGAGAGAGCGUCUGCUCCACUUAAGGGUUCAACUAGUGUCCACCUGCCCCCCCCCCCCGCCCCCACCACGGGGGGGCUGCAGGUAUAGAGUGCUCAGUCCUGCCUCCAUCUGAACCCCUCCUACGCACUCAGCCCACGCGCAGAGAUGGGAAGACGUCCAGACAGAGAGCCCUGGGGACCAGUGGCUCCAAACAGGGUACGGGCCCCCAUCACACAGCAUCUCUGGGGCAGAGCCAACCUCUUGCCUCUCAAGGCGCAGACACUGCAAGAAAAACGGGGAAGUGCCGAAGGUCUAAUUCUGAACCCCCCACCCUACUUCCCUUCUUCCCUUUCACUCUUCUACACCAACCCCCUGCUCGCUUGCCCUCCACCCACCCUGUGUUCCAAAAUCGUGAGCCUCUUCCCCUUUACCCCCCUCCCCCAGUCCUUUCCCAGUAGCUCAGUGUUGUGGCCUGCAGCAGCCGAGAGACGCCCCUACGGCAGACACUUAAGUGCUAUGCUUCCAGGGCGCUUCCAUCUUAAAAAGGCAGCAGGCUGUGUGGACGGCCCGGAGAGGUGCGGGCAGAUCUGGGUUCUGGCUGCCAGCUGCCGCUUCGCCUCGAUUUCCUCCUCUGUACAAUGGGGUGGUCAUGUUCCCCUUACAAGGGCUGCUGCUAUCAUGAACUGAGCCCGGGGAUGCCGAAUG